Panicum virgatum (switchgrass) is the source of this 621-nucleotide messenger RNA. RefSeq lists its product as uncharacterized. Bases 1 to 621 code for a protein of 206 amino acids. The record is from RefSeq and is a predicted model, not a curated record. Gene Ontology annotation, molecular function: zinc ion binding; nucleic acid binding. Lineage: Eukaryota; Viridiplantae; Streptophyta; Magnoliopsida; Poales; Poaceae. The transcript has 3 exons.
AUGGAGGAAAAUCCACGUGCAUUGUGGAACAAUCUCAAGCAGCGCUAUGAACAGCAAAAGGCAGUAGUCCUACCUGAGGCAUCUCAUGAGUGGAACUAUUUGCGCCUACAGGACUUUAAGACUGUGGAUGAAUACAAUCAUGUUGUUCAUAGAGCAGAGAAGAACCAUGAGAUAACCAUCUGGAACUCUCAGCAGCGCCCUAUGGGAACUGCACCUCUGCCUGAGUCUAGAGGUUCACCUGGCAAAGGCAAGCGCAAGAGAACCCGCAAGCCACGUGGAAAAUUCCAGAAAGGAAAAGACGACGUUUCUGAGCCUAAAUAUGAUAAGAACAACAAAACCGCUUGUUACAAGUGUGGUUGUUAUAAUCAUGUGGCAAAGAAGUGUCGGACCCCGAAACAUCUGGUGGAUCUCUACAUGAAGUCCGUAGGUCGUGCACAUGAUGAUCAGAAGUUUGAAGCACACUUCACCUCCUUUGAGAUGGAGACGGGCACUUCGGACCAAGUUCCACAUGGAACUGGACCAAGCAACGCCGCGACUUCACCAACCGCUGAGGAUGAACCUCUGAACGUCGAUGACAUGAUUGUGGAUAACUCCACGGAUGUGUUUGGAGAUCUCAUUUAG